CUCGCGACUCGCGACUCGCGACUCGCGACUCUUGACUCCACCUUCACAGCCACGAGGACGACGACGAGGACAACAACAACGAGAACGAGGAGCAGUCAGCGUACAUUCGUGAUUUCACGAUCAGCCCCAUCAUUCCACAUCCGCUUUCCCCCACAUCGCAUACAAUCAUGAAAGCCGCUUCCCUGGUGCCGCGCAUGAUGCUGAGCGCACCGAGCGCCCUGCUGAUCCUGCUGAUGGUGAUCAGCACAGCAUCAGCCAACUUCAUCGACACUUCUCCCAUGCUGCUCUUCUCCUCUCGUCACGCCACACUGCUCGACCCGCAGCUGCACUCUGCUUCUCGCGCUGGACCAGCUGCUGAUCCGCGCGAGAUCGCUAGGGCGCUCACUAGCGACAAGGCAGCUCUUUGUGGGACUGCUGAGCAGGGACAGAAGAAGGUGGAGAACGUGGUGCUGAUCGAAAUCGAGGAUUUCACGCACUCUACGCUCUCCAGCCUCUCUUCCUCCCACGUGCUCAGACGACGAGCUCUAUCCGCGCCUUUUCAACUGACGUUCCAGCACGUCUCUGCAUCUCCGGGCAACGCAGCGCGAGAGUUGGCAAGGCAGAUCAACAAGGCUUGUUCUUCCCAGACGCUGCUGCAAAAAUUGACAGGAGGCAACAAAGCUCCGAGUCGAGUGUUGCGCGUCGUGCUGCCUCAGCGCCUUCUCGAGCAAGAAGACUUGCUCGCUCAGCACCUCGAGCAGUACUCGGACGAUCUGAUCAUCAUCACCUCUGCACCUUCUCUUCCUCGCGUAUCAAAGCGCGCCUUGAAGGGCGACGACGAUGAGGAUGGAUCGAGCGACCUCGACCGCGGUAUAUUCCACAAGUACCAAUUCUUUUCCAGUGGACUGCUGUUGGCGCUCCUGAUCACCUUUAUCAUCCUCAUCCCCAUCGCCUACUUUACAAUCAACCUGCUGGCGAGCAUCGAAUCGCCAGAACCUCGACCUGCCAAGGACUCCGCCAGCAGCAAAAAGAACAAUUGAGUAGGGGGGGGGCAAGCGGGCGGCGAAGAGGAGGGUCCAAGGGGGCGUUGCAUCCGGGCGUUGCAUCUCGUGCGGUGCGCUUUAGCAGCUGGCAUGUAUCGCACACACGCAUUGCACACACGCAUCGCACACACGCAUCGCACACACGCUUUUCGGCAAUGCGCAUCGUUCAAAAGCGGGCGUACGCGACGCGACGACGACGACGACGAUGUUGCUGCAAGGGGGGGUGCAGUCACUCUUUAGUAUAUCUCGGCCAUCAUGAGCGCCGCCAGGCUCGUCCAGCCAGUGAACGGUUUGUUCUUUCGGCCUUGUCCUUCGCUCUCUGGAUGCGUAGAGUACUGUUCCCACGCGAAACCGGUGCGCUUGUACU
This is a messenger RNA of Ceraceosorus guamensis, 1389 nucleotides long. RefSeq lists its product as hypothetical. Bases 168 to 1019 code for a protein of 283 amino acids. Lineage: Eukaryota; Fungi; Basidiomycota; Exobasidiomycetes; Ceraceosorales; Ceraceosoraceae. The transcript is spliced from 5 exons. The record is from RefSeq and is a predicted model, not a curated record.